This is a messenger RNA of Capronia coronata CBS 617.96, 459 nucleotides long. RefSeq lists its product as uncharacterized. The coding region runs from base 1 to 459 and encodes 152 amino acids. Gene Ontology annotation, cellular component: RNA polymerase II, core complex; P-body. Gene Ontology annotation, molecular function: nucleotide binding; translation initiation factor binding. The transcript has a single exon. Gene Ontology annotation, biological process: mRNA export from nucleus in response to heat stress; transcription initiation at RNA polymerase II promoter; positive regulation of translational initiation. NCBI's taxonomy places the organism in Eukaryota, Fungi, Ascomycota, Eurotiomycetes, Chaetothyriales, Herpotrichiellaceae. The record is from RefSeq and is a predicted model, not a curated record.
AUGCCUCACGCUGCGCCUUCCCGCUUCCCUCCCACCGCCACCUCCGACCUCGAAGCCGGCGCCGUCCUCAAACUCGGCGAAUUCCAGAACGAAGUCACGCUCAACCUCUCCGAAGCCAGAAUCAUCCUGCAAAAGACCCUCGCCACCCGAGCCGCCCGCGGCGGACGCUACGAGGAGACCGAAACCACGGCCAAGACGCGCGACUACCUUGAGAUCUUCGCCGUCUUCAAAGAACUCGCUGAGGCGCAACAGGUCGAAGGAAUUAUCAAUUCAUACGGCGAGAACUUGGAACGCUUCGAGAAGAGCCAGCUGGGGAGUCUGGUGCCCACGUGCUCGGACGAGGCCAAGGCUCUGGUCCCGAGUCUGGAGAAGAAGGUGGAGGAUGGCGUUGUCUCGGAAGCAGAGUUGGAGGGCAUCUGUAGGGAAUUGCAGAGGUUGAAGAGACAGGCGCAGUUGUGA